AUGAAAGACGAAUACUAUUGCAAAGGUAACUUAAACGGCCAUACAAGAAGUCAGUAUUCAACUAACGGAGAAAGGUAUCGAGAGUCAACCGAAACGGCUCUUUCACAUGCUGAAGUUCGGAAAUCCAAAGACAUGACCGUUCUGCAAGCACUCACUCUCUACAGUAUUUGUUCCAGAUUCCACGUAGGAGGCCCUGACGUCAAGAGCCUCACCCGGCUUGCCAUAACAGCAGCGUUUGAAAACAGACUGAACCAGGAAACAUCAGGCGCAAGUCUCACGCCAUUUGAAGCAGAAAUGCAACGUCGAACUUGGUGGCAAAUCUUCAUUCUUGACACUCGUAUAGCUAAAGACUACAGAUCAGAGCCACACAUCUUGGAAUCUCAAUUCCAGAAGAAAUUCCCAUCGAGCAUCUCAGAUGCUAACCUCGACCCACACAUGAGUGAAAUACCAAACUCCCAGUCAGGAAAGAGUGAGAUGCUGUUCAGUUUGGUCAGACUCGAAAUCAGCUAUUUCACACGCCUGAUACUCUUCUCAGAUCAAUUUACCGGAAUGAACUCCUAUCCCACCAUUUCAACUUCCAAAGAGAAGUGUGAAGCGAUUGAUCGCUUCAAAGAACGCAUAGAGCUCGAAUACCUUUCACAUUGUGACACUUCCAUCCCCCUGGAUUUCGUCACUGCUGAAUCUAGUCGUUUGAUCAUUGCAAAACUCAAGCUCGCGGUGAUCAAGCCACGAGACAGAUACAACCAGCAGAUUCUUACUCAACAGAGCCUUCGUGAAACUUGCGUGGAGAUUCUUGGGCGGGCUAAAGAAAUGCGCCUCCAGCAGCGGUGCAAGCAGUGGCUAUGGCUUUUCCAGACUUACAUUGAGUGGGAUGCUUUAACUUACCUGCUCAUCAGCUUAGCUCUCUCGCCGCUUGGGGAUGGAGCGAACGCGGCAUGGACGGCUGCUGAGGAAGUCUUCCAAUAUUGGGAUGUGAUCCGUGACUCUCGCGGAUGUCCACGCUGGAGUCGUAUCGUAGACUUUCACACGCAGACUUUGACCACGAGGGAGUUGGCUUUGAGCAAUCCAGGCUUAUUUGGGUCGACUUUGAAUGGGGAUGGCCAGCUUCAAGACUCUGAAUCGAUCGUAACAGAGAGACUUGCACCAGUUCCAUCAGCUGACACCAUGGCUUCACCCGCAUUCAACGCAGCGUCCCAAGUGAUUGGGCGACUGGCCUCCUCAGCGGAACCUCAACGGUCAUUUAAUGGAAUAAGCGCCGAUAAAAGUCCAGAAGCAACAAGAGAGCCUUUCGAUAUUCCUAGCUCCGGGACAGCCUGUCAGUGGAGUGCUGCGCUCUUUGAGCAGUAUUUUGAGGUUCUACAAUCGGAACAAGAUGACGCGCUAUGGAUAUGA
This is a messenger RNA of Penicillium maclennaniae, 1392 nucleotides long. Its product is annotated as transcription factor domain-containing protein. Gene Ontology annotation, molecular function: DNA binding; zinc ion binding. The record is from RefSeq and is a predicted model, not a curated record. Gene Ontology annotation, biological process: DNA-templated transcription. NCBI's taxonomy places the organism in Eukaryota, Fungi, Ascomycota, Eurotiomycetes, Eurotiales, Aspergillaceae. The coding region runs from base 1 to 1392 and encodes 463 amino acids. The transcript is spliced from 2 exons.